AUGGAGCCGCAGUUCAGCCCGACCCGGCCAGUCUCUCAGAGCCUGGAUGUGGACUGGGAUUCAACCCUUUUUGCUGAACUUGGUGAUUUAAUGGACACAGAUGAAUUGCAGCUGGAUGUAGAGAAUGAAACUUAUGAAAACAAUUUCUAUAACCUUGGCUUUGAUUUGGAUUUGAUGCCAUGGGACUCAGAUCCUUGGGGGAUCACAAAUCAAUCUUGUGCAGAUAAAUAUAUCAAGACAGAGGCUCAACCACUUUCUCCAGCUUCCUCAAACUGUUCAGUCUCUUCUCCUCAAUCAGUGGAUUCUUAUUCUUCAACACAGCAUGUUCCUGAAGAAUUGGAUUUAUCAUCUAGUUCCCAGUUGUCUCCCCUCUCUUUAUACACUGAAACCUCUCACAGUCCUUCCUCAUCGGAGUUACUAAAGGAAGACAAGCCCAUCAUUGGUGCUACAAAUAAGACUGUAAAUGGACUGACUCCAAAAAAACAAAGUCACAUCACUUCAAAGCCUUCAAUUCAGCCCAAGCCCUUACUUCUGCCAGCAGUACCCAAGAGUCAAGCCAACUCGAGCAUUCCAACAAAAGCUAUCAUCAUUCAGACACUACCAACACUUUUGCCCUUGACAAAACAGCAGCCUGUUAUUCACAUUCAACCUGCACCUACUAAAGGUCAGCCUCUUGUGCUCUCUCAACCCACCAUGGUACAACUACAGGCACCUGGAAUUCUGCCUUCUGCUCAGCCAGUCAUUGCUGUCACUAGGGGAACUACUCAGCUACCUAACCAUGUGGUGAAUGUGUUACCAACUCCUGUAGGGAAUAACCCAGUUACUGGCAAACUGUCUGUGACCAAACCUAUCCUACAGACGACCACGAGAGGUGCAGGCUCAGAUGUGACUGUCCUACGGAGACAGCAACGCAUGAUCAAAAAUCGAGAGUCAGCCUGUCAGUCUCGCAAGAAAAAGAAAGAAUAUAUGCUAGGUUUAGAGGCAAGAUUAAAAGCAGCCCUUUCAGAGAAUGAGAGACUCAAAAAAGAGAAUGGGUCCCUGAAGCGGCAGCUGGAUGAAGUCGUCUCAGAGAACCAGAAGCUCAAAGUCCCCAGUCCAAAACGGAAAGCUGUGUGUGUGAUGGUGGUGUUGGCAUUCAUAAUGCUGAACUAUGGCCCCAUAAGUGUGUUUGAGCGGGAUUCCAGCACAGUGAUUUCUAGUAUGAACCCUGCACAUCAAAGUAGACAUCUUUUAGGAUUCUCAGCUACAGAGGGACAAGAUUCAAUUUCUAGAAAAUUUGAUGGUGCCAUCCAGAAAAACAACUACAGAUAUGAUCAUUCUGUCUCUAAUGACAAAGCUUUGAUGGUUGUAACAGAAGAGCCACUGUUGUAUAUCCCUCCACCUCCCUGUCAACCAAUAAUUAACCGUACAGAGUCUCUCAGAUUGAAUCAUGAACUCCGAGGAUGGGUCCAUAGACACGAAGUAGAGAGGACCAAGUCGAGAAGAAUGUCAAAUAGUCAGCAACAGAAAACACGUGUACUACAGCCUCCUUCAGAUUCUGAAGAGACCCCAAAAUCUUAUAAGAAUUCUCUGGAACAUGGUUCUAAUUCUCAGCUGAUGGCUGUGCAGUAUACAGAAACAACCAGCAUCAGGAAUUCAGGGAGUGAGCUACAAGUUUAUUAUGCCUCACCUAGAAGUUAUCAAGACUUCUUUGAAGCAAUCAGAAGAAGGGGUGAUACAUUUUAUGUUGUGUCAUUUAGACGGGAUCACCUGCUAUUACCAGCCACUACUCAUAACAAGACCACAAGACCAAAGAUGUCAAUAGUUUUGCCAGCAAUAAAUAUAAAUGAGAACGUCAUCAACGGGCAGGACUACGAGGUGAUGAUGCAGAUCGACUGCGAGGUGAUGGACACCAGGAUUCUCCACAUCAAAAGCUCGGCGGUUCCUCCGUACCUGCGGGAUCAUCAGCGGAACCACACCGGCCCCUACUUUGGCUCUCGGCCCGCCGCCCCGGAGGCCGCUCACGUGGUCAGCGCCAUCACCGAGUCGUUGCAGUAAUAGGCGAGUGCCUGGGCCACCGGCGUGCCGAUGGGCUGCGGGUCGCACGGACGCAUCGUGCCGCCUCAGAGAUAGACUCCAGGGGCCGCCCGUGGGAGCGAGACACGGAGGGAGGCCCAGAGGAACCCUGCUGUUUGCCAACAGGCGGAGCUGGGCUUUUCUGUCCCACGGAGCCCGUGGCGGGAUUCCCGCUUCCUCUGACAUUCCCCUCGGGCGGGCGCUCUUCCGGCCUUGCCUUUGGGCCCUCCGCUCGCCUUUAGCUCCCGUCUCCGCCCUUCAAGGCGGCCUCCUCCGCUCUGCCUUCCCGGGGCCUCUGGGCUUAGUGGCAAGUGGGGCCGUCCCAUGAGGUUGUAAAGCAGAAAAAGCUCGGGGCUGCCGGACUUUUAAAUUUGUUGUUAUGGAACUGCCCCUUCUCGGGCCGCUGUUUAUCCAAAUGAAGGCUCUCCAAAGCCAACGGCCGAAAGUCCUCCAGGACUGCUCAACUGUUUCGAAAAUGCCCCGAACAACCCAGCUUCUGACCAGGUUAAGGUUAAGUGGAAGAGCCCUCCGCGGUGACAUUUAACCUUAACAGAGGUUUUCUUUCCCUUCUCAAGUCCGCCUUCUAAUAAGUCUGACACUCUAAGGCCGCAUGGGGGGCGAGGUGGAGAAGAGAGGAACCGGGCUAAUAUUGGAGGGGGUAAAAUUUCUCUCUUCUCCUUAGUAAUUUGAAAAUGAGAGGAGUACAGGAAAGUUUAAUGUCGAGUUUUGGAGGAAGAACUAGCUAAAGUAAUGAGAGUUUUUAAAGCUGUGAAAACAUUGUGGGACACUGAA
Messenger RNA from Gracilinanus agilis (Agile Gracile Mouse Opossum), 2847 nucleotides. It is a transcript of the gene ATF6, whose product is annotated as activating transcription factor 6. Gene Ontology annotation, molecular function: RNA polymerase II cis-regulatory region sequence-specific DNA binding; DNA-binding transcription factor activity, RNA polymerase II-specific. The transcript has 17 exons. The record is from RefSeq and is a predicted model, not a curated record. Gene Ontology annotation, cellular component: nucleus. Bases 1 to 2037 code for a protein of 678 amino acids. Gene Ontology annotation, biological process: endoplasmic reticulum unfolded protein response; regulation of transcription by RNA polymerase II. Lineage: Eukaryota; Metazoa; Chordata; Mammalia; Didelphimorphia; Didelphidae.